AUUCAAAGCAAGAACUUUAUCAACCAAGCUAGCUAUAUCCCUAACCCUCUUUUAAAUUUUUGAGACAGGUUCUCAUGAAGUUGGAGAUGGACUCGUUUCCAAUUUGCCAUUCCAAGUAGCUGGAAUUAUACGCACAUGCCACCACACCCAGCCAUCCUGUGUUUUUUGAACCAAAAUUGUGGACUCAAUAUUUGUCUUCAUUAAAUGUCACAUUAUUAGAUAUGACUCAACCUCCUUCACUCCAUUGUGUCACCUAAAGUGUCACCCUCCUCCCAUUCCCCACAUAUAGUUACAGCUUUGAUCAUCGAAGUACUUUUGGUUCUAUUAUAGACUCUUUCAAGCCAAGGAAAGAGCCCUGUGGUGCUCCACUGGAGACAUUCCUCAGAGAGAGAGGGUGUGUCUGGCAGCUACUCCAGGAAACAUGGCCAAGUUUGCCCUGAAUCAGAACCUGCCUGACCUGGGAGCCCCUUGUCUGUUCCCUGGGCCCACUGGGGGUGCCCGCAGCCCGAGCUCGCCCUACUCUGUGGAGACCCCCUAUGGCUUCCACUUGGACCUGGACUUCCUCAAGUACGUGGAGGAGCUGGAGCGCGGCCCCACCAGCCGCCGAACCCUGGGACCCCAGCUCACGCGCCGUCCUCGAGCGCCCCGGUCCGGCCUCGCGGGAGCGCGAAGUCCAGGUGCCUGGACAUCCAGCGAGUCCCUGGCCAGUGAUGACGGUGGAGCUUCGGGCGCACUCUCCCCCCGGGCGCCCCUGGGGCUCCAGUUGCCGCAGCUUUCGCCGCGCUCACUCGUGCGCAACCCGCGCGUCGAGCACACGCUGCUGGAGACGAGCCGGCGGCUGGAGUUGGCACAGGCGUCCGAGCGCGCUCUCAGCCCCUCCCGCGCGAUCCCCCUUAGCCCGCGCGGGUCAGGCCGUAGCAGCCCCGCCCCCAGCCCUGCCCACAAACCCGCCCCCUCCUCACCCGGCCCAGCGCAACUGCAGCUGGUGCGCGAGCAGAUGGCCGCGGCGCUGCGGCGCCUGCGCGAGCUUGAGGAUCAGGCGCGAGCGCUGCCGGAGCUGCAGGAGCAGGUGCGCGCGCUGCGCGCCGAGAAAGCGCGUCUUCUGGCGGGGCGCGCGCGAUCCGAACCUGAUAGGGAGGUCGAGGCGCGCCCGGACAAGCUCGCCCAGCUGCGGCGGCUCACGGAGCGCCUGGCCACCUCCGAGCGCGGCGUCCGCCCUAAAGCCAGCCCCCGGGCUGACGGCCCCGACGGUUUGGCUGCGAGGCACAGCGAGGGCGCGCUCCAGCUCUCUGACUGGCCCUCCGGGACUCCCGAUGGAGCACCCCAGACCCGGGAAGCGGGCACCGAGGCCGUGCCUGAGAUCGAAGAGGCGGGUGCCCAGGCAGUUCCGGAGACCCGGGAGGUCGGCGUAGAGGCCGCUCCCAAGACCGUUGAGGCGGACGCGUGGGUGACCGAUGAGCUGCUGGGGCUCCCUGAGGUCGCUGAGCGCGAGCUGGAGCUGCUACGCGCCAGCCUGGAGCACCAGCGCGGGGUGAGCGAGCUUUUGCGCGGCCGGCUGCAGGAGCUGGAGAAUGCCCGCGAGGCUGCUGCUAUCGGCGGCACGUCUCAGCCACGCGAGGCUGCCACCCAAACUCUGUGGGAUUGUGCUGAGAAGGCUAUACAGACGGAGCCCCCCGCGGAGGCCACCUCCCUGACUCUGGAGAACCCGCCCGGACCCACCGUUGGAGACCAGGCCGUGGCCCCCGCGGGUAUCCUUAAAUCCAUCAUGAAGAAGAGAGACGGUACACCUGGCGCUCAACCCAGCCCCGGACCCAAGAGCCUCCAAUUCGUUGGCGUCCUCAACGGAGAGUACGAGAGCUCCUCCAGCGAGGAUGCCAGCGACAGCGCCAGCGACAGCGAAGAGGGAGCCACGGAGCCUCCGAGGAAUAGCUCUUCGGGUUCCGGGGAGGACAGCAGCGGAGGAUCCGACUCUGGCACCCCUGGUCCUCCCAGCGGCGGGGACUUCCUGGACCCAGAGCCUGAGACAGAGGCAGUACCUCAGCCAGGAACACAGGGGAGGUGCGAGCUGAGCCCCCGUUUAAGAGAGGCGUGCGCUGCGCUGCACCGGCAGCUGGGCCGACCUCGCGGAAUUGCCCGUGAUGGCAAUGCAGCGCGCCUUGUGGCCCAGGAGUGGUUUCGAGUGUCCAGUCAGCGGCGCUCUCAGGCUGAGACCGUAGCUGGGGUGUUACAAGGGGUAGGGCACCUGGGAAGCGACCUACUGGCACAUGUGGUAAACCUGGCGGAUGGUAAUGGGAACACCGCGCUGCACUACAGUGUGUCCCAUGGGAACCUGGCCAUCUCGAGCCUGCUGCUGGAUACGGGGGUCUGUGAGGUCAACCGCCAGAACCGAGCUGGCUAUUCUGCACUCAUGUUGGCUGCACUCACCUCUGUGGGACCGGAGGACAUGGCAGUGGUCCAGAGACUCUUCAGAAUGGGUGAUGUAAAUGCCAAAGCCAGCCAGACAGGACAGACAGCCCUCAUGCUGGCCAUCAGUCAUAGCCGCCAAGACAUGGUGGCAGCCCUGCUGGAGUGUGGGGCUGAUGUGAAUGCACAGGAUGCAGAUGGGGCCACAGCACUGAUGUGUGCCAGCGAGUAUGGACGACUAGACACUGUUCGGUUGCUGCUGGCCCAGCCAGGCUGUGACCCUGCCAUCCUUGACAAUGAGGGCACCAGUGCCCUGGCCAUCGCCCUGGAGGCCGAGCAGGAUGAGGUGGCUGCUCUGCUGCACACCCACCUGAGCUCCAACCAGCCUGGUUUCCAGAGCCAGCUGCCUCCAGACUCUCAGACAGCUACACCUGGAGGAGAAGGCAAUGACAAUGAAGGGGAAUCCCAGCCUCAGUGAGCUGCCCAGCACAUGACCUGGAUGGUGGGGAAGAGGGAGAUCAUUCCUUUCCCCACCUUGCCUCUGGAUCAGAACAGGGCCAGGGUCCUCAGUACAGAUUCCUGCCCUAGUGUGACAGAAAAGCUGCUUCAGCUGGGAUGGUGCAGCAUUAGGAAGGCCUUAUGCUGAACCUACCAAGGUGAGGUGGGAUCUGGGGAGUUAUACCUCCUGGUCCACCCACACUCCCCCCAACUUUUUCCAAAUAAAACACUUCUACUAAACUUGUGUUUUGCCCCCAGGAGUGUGUGCGUGGGGGGCUGGGACACAUAUGCAUAGUUCCUCUUUUUCUUUUUUGUUUUAAUAGUAGAUGGACACAAUACCUUUAUUUUUAUGGGGUGCUGAGGAUCCAACCCAGUGCCUUACAUGUGCAAGGUGUGUGCUCUACCACUGAGCCACAACCCCAGCCCAGCAUGGUUCUUGGGAAAAACCACACCCCCUUAAAUUCCGGAUUGCAGAGGGCCAAAAGAAAAUCUAGCUAACAGCCCAGACAAAAACUGGAGUUUAUAUACAAUACAAACUCUUUAUUUAACAAAUGCAGAUCAUCCUGUGGGCCAAGCAGUACAGAUCCAGAACCCUGUAAAUAGAGUAGUAGAAUAUGAGAAUGCCGGCAGAGCCCUCAGCAACUAGCAAAAUUCUCUUCACUCUUGCUAGUAUCUAUACAGAUCCUUUCCACCUCCUAAGACCCUUCUACCUAAGCCGUGGAUCUAACAGGGACAUAAUUCAACCCAUAACACAGGCAGGGGUGAAGGCUGCCUCUGUACCUACCAGCAGCAAGUUCAGCGCAGCCUCCGAGCCUCUCGCUCCGAUUCCAAUAAAGUUAGCACGUCGCCCUCACGGACGGGGCCUUUCACGUUGCGGAUGAUGGAGCGACUUGUGUCGUCCAUAAAUUCCACGCGCACCUACAGGCCCACCGGAGGACAGGAGUAAGAGUGGACGAGUGAGAGUUACCACGGAGUGGAAAGCUGACAUGGGUUCAAAGGACGUAUCGGGAACGGACCUGAAAAUACUGUGGGGACCAUCGGAACCCGAGGGAAUGAGGUGGCCAGGGCUCGGAGCCCCGGGAUAAAGGGAAUGUCGACUCUCAGAUCCCCUUAGGUAGGGUCUGAGGCAGGGAAAGGGUUUUCAUCAGGGCUCAGAUCCUCGCAAGUCGUCCGGGCGCCCGCCCCCACCCGCUCACCUGCGUGCACUGUCCCUGCGAGCCAGUCCUACCCAGCACCUUGGUGACCUGGUGGAAAGAAGCUACAAUCAGACCUGGACUUCCCGGUUCUUCUACCCACUCCCUCAAUUCCCCUGAGCCCCAAGGCGGGCGCCCGCCUCACCCUGGCCAGCUUGAUGGGCUGCACACGGCUCGUGUCCAUGAUGGCGGCGCCGCGGCUGUCGGUGGAGAGGAAUCACGUGUCUCCGGGAUAGCUUUUAUACAACGCUCUAGCCACGCCCACUCCUGCUCUCGCGACAUGACGCCGCGCACUUCCCAGCAUCCCUCGCGGUAGAGACGUCACGGACGCCCUUCAGCGCGGACGGAAGAUGGCGUCCGCUACCCGCUUUAUUCAGAAGCUGCGAAACUGGGCAUCUGGGCAAGACCUGCAGGCGAAGCUGCAGCUGCGCUACCAGGAGAUCGCCAAGCGGUGAGCCGGCCCCGCUCGCUGCCCAGCCUCCAGUCCGGUCUUUCCUCCACCAAAAACAAAAUCCGUGUGCUGUUAGAUCCCUGGAGCGCUGGGCAGGGAUCCUGCCUCCACCGCCUGCGAGGCUAUGGAGCAGAAAUAAAACUGUGCCUUUGAGUUUGCUGAA
Messenger RNA from Marmota monax (woodchuck), 4708 nucleotides. It is a transcript of the gene Kank3, whose product is annotated as KN motif and ankyrin repeat domains 3. Gene Ontology annotation, cellular component: cytoplasm; cytoskeleton. The record is from RefSeq and is a predicted model, not a curated record. The transcript is spliced from 12 exons. Lineage: Eukaryota; Metazoa; Chordata; Mammalia; Rodentia; Sciuridae. Gene Ontology annotation, molecular function: protein binding. Gene Ontology annotation, biological process: negative regulation of actin filament polymerization. The coding region runs from base 422 to 2881 and encodes 819 amino acids.